AUGAAGCUGCUUGUUUUUGCUCUUGCCUCGCUGCAGGUAGAAGCUGCCAGAAGAAAUCCACAGACUUCUUUUGCCCGACAAAGUGCUUUGGAAGCGAAAUUGCGGCUCAGCCCGACUUUUAACCCGAAAUGCAGCGAGGACGAUGUGGACCAAGGAAUUCAAUGCGAAAGUGACUGCUUCCAAGAAUACUACCGCUGCCGCCGCCAGUGCAACAGAGACAACUCUUGCAAGCGAGAAUGUGCCACUAAAAAAGUGCGCUGUGAAAACGAGUGUCCGUGCAAUAUCAACUGCUACAGAGGAUGUCCCUGUGAGAACUUUCAGUGUACGAGUUGCGAGGAACUUCACAGUAUUGAACAGAGAGCGUGCGUACAACGAUGUCACAUGGACAACAACGUCCAAGUGUGUCCCUACACGAACUUGACUUGCAUGGACGAAAAGAUCAACGAGUACGAAGAUUGCAUUAACACCGACUGCCCCUGCAAGGCUGAACGACAGUACACUUGCGACACCCUUCCAAUGAUAAGUGACCGAGCAAUUUUCCCUACAUUUUCAAACCUUGACAGAAAUGUGAUCCACCGAAACAUGACCCAGGAGACCCUAAUGGAAAAUGGUUUUGCUAAGUACUUCGGCGUCAUGGCUGAAGAAUCAGGUCAUCGACUGAUGGACUAUCUCAAAUCGCAUCCAGAAACGUCUGAGUUAUUUAUCGGCUGCAAGCAUAAAACUGCCAAUGAAACUUUGGGAAUCUUCGUGACACCCCAAGAUCUCUUCCUCCAAGUCCACUACAAAUACUUCGACGUCUCUUACGCCCGAUCCGCGAGAAACUACUUCCUCUACUACAGCGACACUUUUGGACAUCCAAUCGGUUUCACUGAGGAUCAGAGAAUCAGGCUCCAGGGUACUGAUGAAUUCGACUGUCACGACCAAGGCUUGCCCGCUACGAAAUGCGGCCCAGAAAAGAUGGAUGAUCACAGAAUGUCCGCUGCUACUCAACUGAACUCAAUGUCGCUCCUUCGCUGUGGAAAGAACUCAAAAGCAAACACCCCCGGCUUUCUGAACAAUUACGAGACCGUUGGCUUCUAUCUCCAGUAG
Molecule: messenger RNA, 1089 nt
Organism: Oikopleura dioica
Lineage: Eukaryota; Metazoa; Chordata; Appendicularia; Copelata; Oikopleuridae
Source: the annotation of a GenBank genome assembly